Molecule: messenger RNA, 636 nt
Organism: Pseudophryne corroboree (corroboree frog)
Lineage: Eukaryota; Metazoa; Chordata; Amphibia; Anura; Myobatrachidae
Gene: GTF2H5
Product: general transcription factor IIH subunit 5
Exons: 3
Coding region: 174-389 (71 amino acids)
Biological process (GO): nucleotide-excision repair; transcription by RNA polymerase II; transcription initiation at RNA polymerase II promoter
Cellular component (GO): transcription factor TFIIH holo complex; transcription factor TFIIH core complex
Source: RefSeq, a predicted model, not a curated record
CUUCCUAUCUGUGUGCAGCGUACAGGACGGGACGGGGUCCUAGAGCCGCUGAGUGGGACAGUGUUGCUGGAGCGCUCGCCACGCUUCGGAUCUGCAUCUCAUUAGCAGUCAUAUCUUAAUACCAGGAUAGUAAUAAUAAGAGGAGACUUCUACUUCAGUGUCCGGCUGACAACAUGGUGAAUGUUCUCAAGGGAGUCCUUGUGGAAUGUGACCCAGCUAUGAAACAAUUUCUCCUGUACUUGGAUGAAACUAACGCCUUAGGAACUAAAUUCAUUAUCCAGGAUUUGGAUGAAACCCAUGUGUUUGUCUUAGCUGAACUGGUUGCUGUUCUCCAGGAAAAGGUUGGAGAGUUGAUGGACCAAAACUCUUUUCCCAUCACACAGAAGUAAAAUCGAUGGAUUGUAAAAUAUAAUGACAUUAGGAACUUAUUCACUUGGUUCACAUAUGGAGUCUACUGGAUGUACAGGUUUAAUAAACCGAAGAUUUUAAUAAUUUGUGCUUGCCAACAAUUAGAAACAACACUGUAAUGCAGUAUUUUGUUUUGUUCACAUUCAUGGGGCUCUGAAACCUUUUUUCUAUUUCAAUGGUCACUUUGUUAAUGGUGCGCAAAGUUGUCAAUAAAUGUUUUGAACAAGA